AUCAUGCAUACAACCGCACUAUUCUCUGCCACUUUUGACGUCCAACUGUUGUCUAUCCAUAAAGUUAGUAAUCCUCAGCACCUAGCUUUCCACACUGGCCCCUGCCUCUGCCUCUGCAUCUGCUGCAAAUUCCGACUAUAACAUUCCUUCCAGGGUUUUCAGUGUGUAACUCUAGCCCCAUGCCAAUCCUUGCACUACUCUGCCUCUUCUCUACCGUUGUCCAUCUUCUCUCAUCUCUCUUCAUCACCACCGCCAAAACUCCACCUCCUUACACUCCUACUGAUUAUUUCCUUCUCAACUGUGGCUCCUCCUCCAACUCUACCUCACUCGAUGGUCGACAUUGGGAAGGCGAUUCCAACUCAAAGUUCUCCCCCUGCGACAUUCAAAGCACAUCAUCAUCAUCCAAUACUUCCAAACUAGACCCUUCCCUUUCUCAAGUCCCCUACAUGACUGCUCGUAUAUUUGAUCGCCAGUCCAAAUUCACUUACUCCUUCCCUGUCUCACCUGGCCCAAAAUUUCUCCGCCUUUACUUCUACCCUACAUCGUGCGCCAAUUACGACAAAACCAAAUCUUUUUUCGCUGUCACUGCCAAUGACUUCACACUCUUAAGCAACUUCAGCGCCUCUCUCUCAAUCACCAGUUCUACAAAUCCUUCCACAGCAUAUCUUGUCAAAGAAUUCAUCGUCGAUGUUCAAAAAAAUCAAAAUCUCAACGUAACCUUCAUACCAUCUCCGAGCUCUUAUGCCUUCAUCAAUGGGAUCGAGGUUGUUUCUAUGCCAAGUAAAUUAUACAUUAGUAAUCAAGACAUGUCCCCAGCGACCUUUGUAAAUGCAUACGACUCGCCCUUCUAUAUUAAUAAUCCAUUCGCUUUCGAGACGUUGUAUAGGUUAAACGUGGGUGGCAAAGAUGUUUCCAACAUUAAUGAUACUGGAAUGUUCCGAUCUUGGAGUCAGGAUGAGGAUUACAUCUUCGGAAAAGCGUUUGGCACCAUGCCUCAUCGGUCUAAUGCCACGAUCAAGUACACUGAGGACACCCCACCUUACACCGCACCAGAGAUUAUAUACACUUCUUCUCGUACAAUGGGUAAGAAUCCUAACAUUAACUUGCAAUACAACCUCACUUGGAUUUUUCCUGUAGAUGUUGGGUUUCUAUAUCUGGUUAGGCUCCAUUUUUGCGAGACUCAAUUAGAAGUUACGCUUGAGAAUCAACGGGUAUUUCGUAUAUUCAUAUAUAAUCAGACGGCAGAAGAGAAAAUGGAUGUGAUCCAUUGGAGUGGCGGCAAUGGAAGUCCUGUGUACAGAGACUACAUUGUGUUGGUCCCUGGAAAAUCCCAAGCUAAGCAGGGUUUAUGGCUUGCACUCCAACCAAACAGAGACGUGAUUCCAAAACCGGAUUAUGCAGAUGCAAUCUUGAAUGGUGUAGAGAUAUUCAAGUUGAACCAAUCGGAUGGUAACCUAGCCGGGCCCAAUCCAGAACCCCCGAUGGUGUGUCUAAGUUCAACAUCCUUAGAACCAGAGAAGAAGACAACGCCUAAAAAUAACCUGUCACCGAUUAUGAUCGCAGUUGGCAUUCCCAUCGGUGCUUUGGUCGCAAUACUUAUUUAUAUAUGUUUAUUAGUUCACGAUCAUUGUAGAAGAAAGAGGGCGCAUGAACAAGGUACCGGCUUGUCCAAAUCCUCGUUGGUCCCAUUUUCCAAGAUGCAAAGGUUAAUUGACAAGAACAUUUUAACAUUGCCAUUAGAACACUGCCGUUACUUCUCAAUCGUGGAGAUCAAAGCAGCCACAGACAACUUCAAUCAUCGAUUAGUCAUUGGAGCUGGAGGAGUUGGAAACAUGUACAAAGGGUACAUCGAUGGGGGAUCCACCGCUGUUGCGAUCAAACAGAUGAAACCAUCGUCAAAGCAAGGGACGUGCCAGUUCUGGACCGAGAUCAACAUGCUCUCCAUGCUUCGCCAUGUUAAUCUUGUAGCUCUUAUCGGAUACUGUGAUGAUCAAGACGAGAUGAUCCUCGUGUACGAGUAUGUGGCACGUGGGACCCUUCGUUCUCAUCUCUACGGAACUGUGAACUCUGCGCUGUCAUGGAAGCAACGCGUCCAGAUUUGCAUUGACACAGCACAUGGGUUGAACUACCUUCAUACAAGUGCAAAUGACCCGAUAAUUCACUCCAACGUGAAAUCCACAAACAUACUGCUAGAUGAGAGGAUGUUGGCUAAGGUUUCACAUUUUGGUCUGUCAAAGUUGGAUUCCAUAAGAAUGUCCAAGAUCCACUUCAACAACGUUGUAACAGGUGGUUUUGGGUACGUGGACCCAGAGUACUACCGAAUGCAGAAGUUGACAGAAAAAUCUGACGUGUACUCAUUCGGGGUGGUGUUGUUUGAGGUACUGUGUGCUAGGCCAGCACUGAUGCCAAGCCUACCCAAGGAGCAAGUGAACUUGGCCCAGUGGGCCAGGAAAUGCUACAACGAUGGGAACCUUGAUCAAAUAAUUGAUCCGUGUUUGAGGGGUGAGAUUGAGUCCGAAUGUCUUCACAAGUUCGGGGAGAUUGCAGACAGUUGCACACGUGAUCAUGGAAUCGAACGACCGACAAUGAGGGAUGUGGUGGAGGCCCUUCAGUUUGCACUGCAGAUUCAAGAGAACGCCGAGAAGAAUAUCAACAAUAGACACAUGGUUGAAACCAAGGAAAAUGUUCCCACACAACACAUUACAGUUACACAACUCCAUGCACAACUGUCCUGAAUGAUCAUGUUUACAUCAUCUAUUUUUCUAUUGCACAGCUUAAAGUAAAUAAUAUCUAUUUAAAAUAAAAUAUAAGGUGUUUUAGUUAA
Carya illinoinensis is the source of this 2824-nucleotide messenger RNA. Its product is annotated as receptor-like protein kinase FERONIA. The coding region runs from base 180 to 2735 and encodes 851 amino acids. Gene Ontology annotation, biological process: protein phosphorylation. NCBI's taxonomy places the organism in Eukaryota, Viridiplantae, Streptophyta, Magnoliopsida, Fagales, Juglandaceae. The record is from RefSeq and is a predicted model, not a curated record. Gene Ontology annotation, molecular function: ATP binding; protein kinase activity. The transcript has a single exon.